AUGGAUCUCACUAGCAGCAAGUACUUAGAAUCACCUCCAACCUUAUUUCCAUCCAAAAUGGAAGCAGCAACAAUUGAGAGCAACAAAAACCCAUUCUUGGACUCAUUUUCAGACCCCUUUUGCAAAGAGACCUCAGAUUUUGUGAGGGGCCUUUGUGAAAUUACACCACAGAAUGGGGUCCCAAGGAGAAAUAUUAGCAUGGAAGCCCCUAUGACCCCUGGGAGGCCAAUUUUCAGCUUCAGCAGCAGCACAAACUACUCAAGAAGAAAAUGUUUCCCUUCAAAAUGGGAUGAUGCUGAGAAAUGGCUUGUUGGUGGGAGCUCUUGUAAUGAUUAUUCCCCAGCUGGUAAUAACAACAACAACAACAACAAAACCUCGGAGUCCUCAAAAGUGUACUCCAAGCAAUGCAGUGGGUACAAGCCACCACAGGUGGGUGAGUUUUUUGCUGAGAAAUCAAGAAUUACUACUGAGGAGAAAGUGUCUAAAGUGAUUUCAACUGGUUUUAAUCAAGAUGGAGGUGUUGAUGAUGGGGCUGCACUUUGUGCUUCAACAAAUCUACUUGCAAAAGAUAAAUUCCCAAAUGAGUUAGACUCGGACGGCCAUUCGGGCCCGAUGCAAGAGAAAUUCGUAUUCGGUAACUCGUCGUCCCGUAAAACAAUCUCCAAGCACCGAGACGUGGGCACGGAGAUGACCCCACUUGCUAGCUCGACCACCUCAAGAUGCCCGACCCCUUUCGAGAGCACAUCCCCUGCCAGGCACAACACCCCGGCCGACCGGUCAGGCCCAUUGGGCCCAAACGACGACGAGCACAGCAAAUCAGGCCUUAGCCUGUUGAAGGGCAGUCAUUUGGCGAAGCUGCAUUGUGGGGCCCAAUUCGACUCGGCCAAGUCCAACUGGUGGUCGAGGGAGGAGGAGGAGGAUGACGUGUCCAAGAGCCUGAGGCAUUUCGAGGCGACGAGCGGAGGCGAGUGUAGGAUUAGUGAAUCCGAGCCGAAGAAUUUCGUGUGGGAAGAGGAGGAAAAUAACAAGAUUUGUCUUAGGUACCAAAGGGAAGAAGCUAAGAUUCAGGCUUGGGUGAAUCUUCAGAGUGCAAAAGCAGAAGCUGAAUCAAGAAAGCUUGAGGUGAAAAUUCAGAAAAUGAGGGCAAAUAUGGAAGAAAAAUUGAUGAAGAGGAUGGCCGACGUGCAUCGAAAAGCCGAGGAGUGGAGGGCAAAUGCUCGGUUUCAACAUUCCGAACAAAUUCGAAAAGCCAGCCAGCAGGCGCGCGAGCAAGCCAUAAACAAAAAAGGCAAUAACAAUAAUAAUUUGCAUUUAUCAGGUCUCAAAUCUUGUGGCUUUUUUCCGUGCCAUAAAUGA
Messenger RNA from Striga hermonthica, 1356 nucleotides. NCBI's taxonomy places the organism in Eukaryota, Viridiplantae, Streptophyta, Magnoliopsida, Lamiales, Orobanchaceae. The record is from the annotation of a GenBank genome assembly.